AUGAAUAGACCGGCUAAACGCUGCUACAAGAGUUGUAUUUUGUUGACAUUGCUUCUCUGCGUUUGGCUUUAUUGCCCAGUCAAUAGCAAUACUAUGGAUGUUCAGAGCAUAAUACAGAAACUAAAUGAGGAGCAUAAAUACAACAUGCACUUAAUGAUUGAUCUGAAGGUUAGUAAUGGGAGCCAAAAAUUCGAGGAAAUUGGCUAUGAAUUAGAAGUGCCUAGAAUCCUGAUAAGCCAUACCGGAGUGGUGAAAGAAAAUUUCUACAAAAUUUUCAAUAUGAAAAUUCUUACCAUUGUCAGAAUGGAUAUGACGAAUUUGAAUAUUACCUUUAGCAUCAUGGAGAAGUUGCUGUGGCGUCGCCAUUAUAUUACAAUCACAAUAUUGUUUCAGAACGAGGACUUGGAUUUGGAAGAACUUUUUCAUAGAUGUUGGAAACAAGGUCACACCUCGGUUUUGUUGUACUGGCGCAAUAGUUUCUACUCAUAUACCGCUUUUCCAAACUUAAGAGUGAACCGCUUGACAAAUUUAUCGCAGUUUUUGGAUUAUGAACAUCACCAAAACUUCCAGCAUUACAAAAUCAAAGUUCCAUUUGUGGAAAUUCCUCCACUUUGUUUCAGUUAUCACAAUCGCCAAGGACACUAUGUUAGAUCGGGCAUCUACUACAAGAUUGUGGAGAAUUUUGUAACCCAUUACAAUGGUUGUCUGCAGCAUGAGUUUAUUGACAUUUGGAAGCUAAGCCUGCAACGCGAAUAUGCCACUGACCUUGUGGCAUCUGGUGAAUUUGCCUUUAUUACCUCUCAUUUGGCUAUGAACGAAAGCUAUGAGAACAGCGAAUCCUUUAAUUUUGCUGCGUUAUAUUUGAUUGUACCAGCCGGCAAUGAAAUUGAUCAGAGUCUAUACCUGCUGGUCUCAUUCAACAGCAACAUGUGGUUAAUGAUAUUUCUGUUGCUGUUUGUGCUGUUCCUGUUCAUUGUGGUAGUCAACUAUUGUAAAUAUGGAAAAUUAAUAUAUUUUGACUCUUUACUACAUGCCUUAAAGAUUGUCAUCUUCGCUUACGAUGAAGUAUUCAAGGGUAGAACAUUUUUUAAUUAUAUGCUACAUCUACUGUUUCUUAUAGUGGGUUUGUUUCUAACCAACAGCUAUGUUUGUAACCUCUCCAGCAUGUAUACGUCACGGAUUUACGAACCCGACCUGAAGACUUUGCAAGACAUCGAACGUACUAAUCUAGGCAUUCAUGUAUAUUCCCUAGACUAUGAUCAGUACUUGGCUGUAAAAAAUUUGCCUUCCAUCGUCCACAAGCGCAUGUUUGUGGGUAAUAAUACCGAGUUCUAUAUAAAUCGCCGAAACCUGAAUCUUGUCAGCAUAUACCCGAGUGUUGAUGACAUUGUGGAUUUUGUGCUAUUUCAACAGCUGUAUGUAAAGAGGCCAUGGGCUAAAUACCUACCAGAGCCCAUGUAUACAAUUCCCAGUACCAUCAAAUUGCCCCAUCGUUCGCCUUAUAUAAGGCUUUUCAAUCGGCAUUUGUCCUAUAUGAGGGAUAGUGGUAUCUUGAAGAAAAUCAAAACAGAUAGCCAAUGGGAUGGAGUAUUAAGUUCAUCAAUUCGAUUUUUCCAGGACACUGUAACAAAUCGAUCAAUGUCAAUGGUCCAUUUGCAAUAUGCCUUUGUAAUGUGGCUCAGUGGAAUGCUGUUGGGUUUCUUAAUAUUUAUAGGAGAAAUUAUUUUUGGAAAGAAAUGUCAUUGA
Messenger RNA from Stomoxys calcitrans (stable fly), 1746 nucleotides. RefSeq lists its product as uncharacterized. Bases 1 to 1746 code for a protein of 581 amino acids. The record is from RefSeq and is a predicted model, not a curated record. Lineage: Eukaryota; Metazoa; Arthropoda; Insecta; Diptera; Muscidae. The transcript has a single exon.